AUGUUCCCAGCACUGGAAACAGACCUAAAGCAGAAGGCUCUUCUUGAUCCUUAUGAAGACUUUAUGUACCGUCACCUCCAGUAUUAUGGCUAUUUUAAAGCUCAGCAAGGCAGUUUACCAAACUGUGCUACGCAUCAGCAUGUUUGGAAGCAUAACCCUCGAAACCUGUUGAAUGGCUCUUUUGGAGAAAGAAAUAAUUCGAUAUCAGAUACCCUGCAAAAGGAGAAGCUUCUAUGGUCUACCUGUUUAUCUGCAGCUGUGCACAAACAGAUAGAAGCUGUAAGCAGAGGAGAGUGUGAGGUUACAGACAUGUUCUAUUUUCCCUAUUACAGAGACACCUAUGAGUACGAACUCACCUUACAAACCGACCUCUACACAAGCAAACAUACUCAGUGGUUUUAUUUUCGGGUUCAGAACACCAGAAAAGAUGCCACCUAUCGCUUCACCAUCGUCAACUUGCUCAAACCCAAGAGCCUUUAUACAUUAGGGAUGAAGCCACUCAUGUACUCCCAGUUGGAUGCCAACAUCCACAACAUUGGCUGGAGGAGAGAAGGAAAUGAAAUCAAGUACUAUAAGAACAACACAGAUGAUGGGCAGCAGCCCUUCUACUGUCUCACAUGGACCAUUCAGUUUCCACAUGACCAGGACACUUGCUUCUUUGCACACUUCUACCCAUAUACAUACACCAAUUUGCAAUGCUACCUCCUGUCAGUGGCAAACAACCCCAUGCAGUCUCGGUUCUGCAAGCUCCGAACUUUAUGCAGAAGCCUAGCAGGAAAUACCGUCUACCUGCUCACCAUCACCAAUCCAUCCCAGACCCCUCAAGAGGCAGCUGGAAAGAAAGCUGUGGUCCUGAGUGCCAGAGUCCACCCUGGGGAAAGUAAUGGCUCCUGGAUUAUGAAAGGCUUUUUGGACUUCAUCCUUAGCAACUCCCCAGAUGCCCAGCUCCUCAGAGAUAUCUUUGUCUUCAAGGUGGUUCCUAUGUUAAAUCCAGACGGCGUGAUUGUGGGAAAUUAUCGGUGUUCCUUGGCUGGAAGGGACUUGAACAGGCAUUAUAAAACCAUUCUGAAGGAUACUUUCCCUUGCAUUUGGUACACCAGGAACAUGAUCAGAAGACUUCUUGAAGAAAGAGAGGUUCUCCUGUAUUGUGAUUUCCAUGGCCACAGCCGGAAGAAUAAUAUCUUCUUAUAUGGCUGUAAUAACGACAAUCGCAAGUACUGGCUUCAUGAGCGGGUCUUCCCUUUAAUGUUAAGCAAAAAUGCACCAGAUAAGUUCUCUUUUCAUAGUUGUAAUUUCAAGGUCCAGAAGUGCAAAGAAGGAACAGGACGAGUUGUGAUGUGGCGGAUGGGAAUCCUAAACAGCUACACCAUGGAGUCUACCUUUGGCGGGUCCACCCUGGGUGGUAAAAGAGAUACCCACUUUACGAUUGAAGAUCUGAAGUCCCUAGGUUAUCAUGUCUGUGACACUCUUCUUGAUUUCUGUGAUCCUGACCAAACCAAGGUAAAAAUGGGGUUUCAAGAAAUGUGCACCAGUGGUUCUGACAGCUCUCUCUCAGAUGGUCUUCCUGUUCACCUGCUGAACAUGGCAGAUGAGUUGAAUCAGAAGAAGAAGGCGCUUAAGAAGAAAAAAAAGAAGCUACGUCAGACUAGGAAACAGCGAAAUGAGCAGUAUCAGAAAAAUAAUUUGAUGCAGGAGUUAAAGUUAACAGAAGAAACCCCCGAAAGAGCAGGAUAUGCUUCUACUCUGCAAAAGCAGCCUACCUUUUUAAAAAAUUCAGAGAAUUCCCAUUCUUCAACAAUGAAAAAUGAAAAACCAAGGUUCAAUGAGACACAGUUAAUUGGAAGACACAAAGGCACCUCCCUGGACCCAUCAAUGACCACCCUGAUUCUGACUAAGAAUAAAGAGAAAAUGCAGAGUAAGAAGCUAGGCAUUACGGUAUCAUGCACUCCAAAAAGAAGCACAAACUCAAGCCAAGAGCCAGUUCCAGGUAUGAAGCCAAACUGGCCUAGAAACAGAUAUCCUGUCACAAAAAGAGGCCGUGCUGACAUGGUGGCAUACCCAUCCUUGCACAUAUAUACGUACCCGUAG
Messenger RNA from Propithecus coquereli (Coquerel's sifaka), 2088 nucleotides. RefSeq names its product ATP/GTP binding protein-like 2 (gene AGBL2). Lineage: Eukaryota; Metazoa; Chordata; Mammalia; Primates; Indriidae. The record is from RefSeq and is a predicted model, not a curated record. Bases 1 to 2088 code for a protein of 695 amino acids. Gene Ontology annotation, biological process: proteolysis. Gene Ontology annotation, molecular function: metallocarboxypeptidase activity; zinc ion binding. The transcript has 13 exons.